GUAGAAAGUCAAGGCAGAAAGUGAGGUUAGGAUAGGAUAGGUAGGUGGUAUCCAAUCCAGCCGAUUCGUGAUUAUAAAAUUAUCACUAUUAUCUAUCAACUUACCACUCAAAUAUCUCUUUCUUUCACCUUCAGUUGUCUCCUCGUCUUCUUUUUGUUGAUUAUGAUCACGGUCGUAUAAUUAAAACACGAAUAGCCGCAUUUUCAGAAUGAGCUGGUUCCCCUCUUUGGCAAAAAAGAUAUUCAACCCACAGUUGACUUUCGUGCGUAACCGGUACUGGAAGGAUCGGCAGGGAGCAGGGCAUUUGCUUAAACGUCAUGGUUACGAAGAAACAAUUCAUAAAGAGGGUCUUUUACCUCGACCAGAGCCUGGGGAUACGCAACGCUUAAAGGUAUUGCCUAUUUACAGACCAAAUGAUACGUGGGCAGAGCAUAAAGCUCUGUUUGGUCAGAAUGAUUACAUUGAUAUCUUAGGGAAUGAAAGGGUGAAGCCACACAAAAUCUUGUAUAAUAUUCCAAUGUGGUUGAGAGGAGUUCGAGGAAAUGAGUAUCAAGUAAUUUUAAGAAAAUACAAAACUUUGGCCCCCGGUAUUUAUCCAGUAGCCCGCCCCACCAAAUGGCAUCAAUUGAGAUUCAGAAUCAAAUAUCUUAGCUUUUUCCUCAACCGUAAGACAAAGUGGCCUCUACGUCCAGGCAUUAAACGCUAAUCUAUCAAUUAUUAAAUUUAAGUCAAUCCUCUUCUUAUGUAGAUUUUUUAUUUCUUUCAGAAAAUAAAUUUCAAGUUUUGUUACAAAUA
Molecule: messenger RNA, 795 nt
Organism: Bemisia tabaci
Lineage: Eukaryota; Metazoa; Arthropoda; Insecta; Hemiptera; Aleyrodidae
Gene: mRpL51
Product: mitochondrial ribosomal protein L51
Biological process (GO): translation
Cellular component (GO): mitochondrial large ribosomal subunit
Molecular function (GO): structural constituent of ribosome
Source: RefSeq, a predicted model, not a curated record